CACAAACCCCAGUUCUCAUGUAGACUACAGUCCUCGGUGUAGUUUUCGUUCAUGGGUUUGUGUUUCCUCAGGGAAAAUAGUUGUUCAAGUUCUGACACAUAUACGCUCCUUACAACACUUUUCUCGGCAUCAUGAAGACAUCCACAGCUAUCUUACUCGCCUUGCAGUGCAUGUUGACACCGGGUCUCGCAAGGGCAACGUCAAGAAGCAACUCUCUUGAAGAAACAAGACAACCCGUCCACUCUCUUCCGACGCGACAACAGGACUCGCAAGACAAAGGUGUCUUGGAGAACGAGGUGCGCGAUGGCACCUGCAAGGAUACCAUGUUCUUCUUCAUCCGCGGAAGCACUCAACAACCGAAUAUGGGCCUACAGCCAGGCCCCCAACUCGCAGCGUACCUACGAUCAACUCUAGGCCCGGACAAGAUCGCCAUCCAGGGCAUAGAGUACGCGGCAACGCUGUCAGACAACCUCUGCGUCAACAACCAGCUGUGCCGGCCGCGCGAGGUCACGAGUGCCAGCACCCAGGUCCGCGAGUACAUGGACCAGUGCUCCGACUCUGAUGUUCUUGUUGGAGGAUACAGCCAAGGUGCUGCGAUGCUUUCGCGCGUGAUCUCAGAUAGGCUCGGGUCGGAAUACAAGGACCGCAUCGUGGCCGCCGUGACAUUUGGCAGCACCAUGCAGGUGUACAACAAGAACACGAUACCCGGCCUGGCACCGGAAAGGGUGCAGAUGUUUUGCAACAAGUUCGAUCCGGUCUGCCGCAACGGCCUACCCCUCGGCGCCGUAAUGCCAGGCCACAGAGACUACCGCCCCUCAGCCAAACCCGCCGCCGAGUUCCUCGUCCAGAAACUCGCAGCCGCCAAAGGCUGGACCACCGUCCCCAUCGUCUCCGAUAUCGACCUCACCAAAUUCGCCGACAUAGGCUUUACCUUUCGGGAAAUCUACCGCGGCGCACCGGCAGGCAGCUCAACCUCGUUCGAAGACGGCACGGAACUCGCCAAGCUCGACAGCGUGCGCGUCGUCUCCAUCUUUGGCCGCGGCGCCGCGCGGGUCGACGCGCUCGGCGUCAAGAUGGACGGGCUCGACAGGGCGCAGGAGCACGGCGGCGGCGGCGGGAACUAUAAGGAGCUGACGCUGGAGAAGGGCGAGUACUGGGUCAUGACGGAGGUGUGCAACGGCCGGAAGAAGAAGAAGGACCGCGUCGGGUUCUUUCGUGCCGUGACUAGUUUAGACCGGUCUCUGGAGGUUGGGACGAGGACGAAUGAUCGCGCGGGUCGGUCGUUUGUGGGCAUGCAUGGGGAGUCUGGGGAGGAGGUGGACUCUUUUGGCUUGAUUGAGUAUCCCAAGUUGGAUUAG
Molecule: messenger RNA, 1358 nt
Organism: Colletotrichum godetiae
Lineage: Eukaryota; Fungi; Ascomycota; Sordariomycetes; Glomerellales; Glomerellaceae
Product: cutinase-2
Exons: 4
Coding region: 132-1358 (408 amino acids)
Biological process (GO): carbohydrate catabolic process
Cellular component (GO): extracellular region
Molecular function (GO): cutinase activity
Source: RefSeq, a predicted model, not a curated record